CCUCUAACCCCUUAGCUAUAAAUACUCACAAAUCGCUUAUCAUUUCGUAUAUUUUCUACCAAAGUAUAUUAUCCCACUUUGUGUGCUUUUUCAAUACCAUUUGUUAUUCCAUUGAUUUAGUUUGAGAAGAAAAAAAGAAAGAAAAAUGUUGGCAAUUUUCAAGAAAAGUGUUGUUGAUCCACCAAAGGAGCUUCAAAGCCCAGCCUCUUUGCAAACAUCAAACAAGGCUGCAUCCCCUGAAGAGACUAUGAAGAAUUUCUUAGCUUCAAAUUCCAAUAAUGGGUUUUCUAUUGGAUUCAUGGAUAAGGCAUUAUUGGCCUAUUGCAAACCUCCACCUUCAUCAAAUGCUCAACAAAGGUUGUUCUGUGGGUUGAAUGACAUAUACUGCAUUUUCAUGGGAAGCUUGAACAACUUAUGGGCACUAAACAAACAAUAUGGGCUGUCAAAGGGUACCAAUGAGGCCAUGCUUGUGAGUGAAGCAUAUCGCACCCUUCGUGACAGGGGCCCAUUCCCUGCUCAUGAGGUCCUCAAGGGUCUUGAGGGUAGCUUUGGCUUUGUGAUUUAUGAUCAGAAGGCUGGCAAUGUCUUUGUUGCCCUUGGUGCUGAUGAAACAGCAAAGCUGUUCUGGGGAAUAGCAUCUGAUGGAUCUGUCAUGAUCUCUGAUAAUGUGGAUCAUAUCAAAGCAAGUUGUCUCAAAUCAUUUGCUCCCUUCCCAACUGGGUGCAUGUACCACAGUGAAAGUGGAUUGAAGAGCUUUGAGCAUCCAAGUUACAAGAUGAAAGCAAUGCCAAGAGUGGAUAGUGAAGGAGCAAUGUGUGGAGCUUGCUUCAAAGUUGAUGUCUACUCAAAGCUUACAAGGGAGGAUGCACAGAGAGCUGAACAGGUGAUCUCAUCUAUGUCAUCAGAUGAGUUGGAAAGAAUGGUGAGAUGGGCAGCAAGGAUUCAAACUGGAAUACAAGUUCUCAAGAUUACCAAAGAUUUUGUCAUGGCAAAUCCUGGCCUGAGCUUGGCUAUUUUUGUGCCCAUUUUAGCAGUCUUCCUACACCUGCUAGGCUACAUCUGAGUUCUUUCCUAUUCUUUUUGAGGAUGUUAGCAAAAUUCAUUCUUUUUAUCAGUAAAUAAAAUUCUAUACAAAACAGCACUAGAUACUGCUGGAUAUGUAUAAUAUAUAGCAUUACAAGAGAAACUCAUACUCCUCAACUACUCUUGCUAGGACUUGAAGAGAUCUAUCACUUUCAGCAUCAUAAACAAUAUAUAUGCUUUCUGCAACAAGAAGCUACAGAGAAAUAGCUCUGAAUUUAAGCCUUGA
Messenger RNA from Lycium ferocissimum, 1309 nucleotides. RefSeq lists its product as uncharacterized. The record is from RefSeq and is a predicted model, not a curated record. The transcript has 5 exons. NCBI's taxonomy places the organism in Eukaryota, Viridiplantae, Streptophyta, Magnoliopsida, Solanales, Solanaceae. Bases 146 to 1063 code for a protein of 305 amino acids.